UCAUUCAAUGUCAGAGAGCUGUCAGAAAGUGAGUUCAUUCCCUACAGCAGCCGAGCACACCGAGCGCGGUUGAUAGAUUUCAGCCUCUCUAGUGGUAUUCAGAACGCCGACUCAGUCAGCGAAGACGACGGGCAGACCUUUCCACCGAGCCCGGCCAUGGACGAACAGGCAGGGCCCGGUGUGUUCUUCAACAAUAAUAACAACUCCGUUUUACCGGGUUGUGGAAAGGGACCUCUGCCUGAUGGCGACGCUGGGGAGGCGGCCAGGGCGCAGUACAGUAUCCCGGGGAUCUUGCACUUCCUGCAGCACGAAUGGGCCCGUUUCGAAGUAGAGAGAGCACAGUGGGAGGUGGAGCGGGCCGAGUUACAGGCCCAGAUUGCCUUCCUUCAGGGGGAGAGGAAAGGCCAGGAGAACCUAAAGAAAGAUCUUGUGAGGAGGAUCAAAAUGCUCGAGUAUGCGCUGAAGCAAGAGAGAGCAAAGUAUCACAAGUUAAAAUAUGGGACAGAGUUAAAUCAAGGUGACAUGAAGCCUCCCAGCUAUGAUUCCGAUGAGGCAAACGAGAAUGAAACUUCUGGGUCAUUCAACAAUCAGCUGUCCUGGAAACAAGGCCGCCAGCUCCUCAGACAGUACUUACAGGAAGUGGGCUACACAGACACCAUAUUGGACGUGAAGUCUCAGCGGGUCAGAGCGCUGCUAGGUCUAGCUGGAGAUGGAGGUGGAAGGACAGGUGAAAGAACCAACACUGAGCCUCUGGUCAAUGGGUCAGACACCAAGAACAUGGGCACCAAAGGGAAGGCUGAGCUGUCUGACACCAGUGCUGUGUUGGAGGCCUUCAAGUUUAUUGAGAAUGCAGCAGCUGAAUUCAGUGAUGAAGACGAGGAGGAUGACAGUGAGGGGAAGGACAGGACUCAUGUUGAAUCUAGAACGAUUCUAAGAAAGAAACCCGCAUCAUCUACAUCACCAGCCAGUAUGGACACCACUGAAGACCCUGAUACGGAGGAAGCAUUGAAGGGCUUUGACUUCCUGUCCAGCACUGACGAGAUGGACACCUCACCAGAGUCCAGAGGCACGGGGGAUGGUACAGACUGGGAGAAGGACGAGCAAGGUCCCAUUUCUGAGGCCUGGGACGUGGACCCGGGCCUGAUUACCAAACUCAAGGAGCAGUACAGAAAGGAGCGCAAGGGGAAAAAGGGGGUGAAGAGGCCAAACCGGUCCAAACUGCAGGACAUGCUCGCCAACCUGCGAGAUGCAGAAGACUUGUCUCACAUGCAGCCUCCGUCCACCCCACAAAGCCGGCCCAACACCACCCGCUUCAAUGAGCACGAGGGGAACCGAGCAGACGAAGUUGAGGCAAUGACCUUCCCACCAACCUCUGGGAAGUCAUUUAUCAUGGGCACAGAUGAGGCCAUGGAGAGUGAGCUGGGCCUGGGAGAACUGGCUGGACUUACUGUGGCCAACGAGGCAGAUAGUCUGGCAUAUGAUAUUGGUAACAACAAGGAUGCCAUGAGAAAAACGUGGAACCCCAAAUUCACUCUGCGGAGCCAUUUUGAUGGUAUUCGUGCUCUGGCUUUCCAUCCUGUGGAGCCAGUUCUUGUCACUGCAUCAGAGGAUCACACACUAAAAAUGUGGAACCUGCAAAAGACGGCUCCUGCUAAAAAGAGCACGUCUUUAGAUGUGGAACCAAUCUACACUUUCAGGGCACACAGGGGGGCAGUACUGAGCGUGGUUAUGAGCAACACAGGGGAGCAGUGUUUCAGCGGAGGAGUCGACGGAACAAUUCAGUGUUGGAACACCCCCAAUCCUAACAUCGACCCAUACGACUCCUACGACCCCGUUGUGCUGCGUGGGGCUUUGUGUGGACACACUGACUCAGUCUGGGGUUUGGUGUACAGCAGUGUACACCAGCGACUCCUUUCCUGCUCAGCAGACGGGACUGUGAGGCUGUGGGACGCCAACACCACCUCCCCCUCCCUUGCAGUGUUCAACGAAAACAAAAAACUGGGAGUUCCCUCCUCUGUGGACCUGGUCUGCAGUGAACCCGCCCACCUUGUCACAUCUUUUACAAAUGGCCAAAUUGGUCUCUUCAACAUGGAGACAAGCCAGCUUGUCCUCAGUCUGGAAUCAAAUUUGGAGCCAGGCACUCCCUGUCAGAUCAACAAGGUCCUCAGCCACCCGACUCUUCCCAUCAGCAUUACAGCACAGGAGGACAGACACAUCAAGUUCUUUGACAACAACAGUGGGAAGCUGAUUCACUCCAUGGUGGCUCACCUGGAUGCGGUCACCAGUUUAGCUGUGGAUCCUAACGGCCUUUAUCUCAUGUCUGGCAGUCACGACUGCUCCAUCCGUCUGUGGAAUCUGGAAAGUAAAACCUGCAUUCAGGAGUUCACAGCUCACAGAAAGAAAUUUGAAGAGUCAAUCCACGAUGUGGCUUUCCAUCCGUCUAAGUGCUACAUCGCCAGUGCUGGCGCAGACGCCCUCGCCAAGGUGUUUGUAUGACACGGAGCUGUGUCCUCUAUCCCUGCAGUCCCGCUCUCUGACUCCACCUCCCAUGUUUGGGACCAAUAGAGACACAGCAGAGGCGGGACUUCAGUCCCACCUCACACAGCCCACUGGUUUCCCAUCAGACUGGCAGAACAUGCAACCACCAGUCUGAAAUGGGCCAUGACUAUGGUAGAAGGGGGCGGCAGGGAGGCCAGUCAGGAGGAGAACUGCUCUCUAGUCCUCAAUCCACCAUCCAGGCAGGCCUGGGUGUGAACGAAUAUAGCGCCCCCACCCCCUCAGACAGUUAAAGUAUAACCUCCGUAGAUUAGGAGGCUCAGGACAAGUGUUAAAAUAGUGCAGAGUGCAGAAAUGAGGUUUGGAGCCAGUCUUUCGCCCCUGUAACUUCACACUCAUCCCUACUUUUAUCGGAGCCUCACCCUCUCAGACAAGCCAAGCUGAGGGCCUUUCCUUCAAGUCAGGUUUUGUGUUCCAUUGAUACAGAAUUGUGGGGUCGCCAAAGGUUCCUGGAGCUGCAGCGGAAGCCUCUCACCUCUUCCCUCUGGACUCUUCUUGCUGGUCUGCCUUUAUUUUCCUUUUUAAAACACGUAUUGACAAAUGUGCCUUUGCUUUGAAAAGGUCUUGAAUUUUUAUUUUAACAAGCUUGUUUUGGGGGUGAACAGGCGAGGGAGGGAGGGAGGGAAACAGCACAGCAAUGAAGCUGAUUGUCACAUUGUUAUGGAUUUUAACAUUGGAUGUAAAAUUACAAAUACUUAUAAUAAACAAAAUAUAUAUUCAGUCUUAAAAUUUACUGUGCAGUGUGGUUUUGAGUGCUCCUUUUUUGGUAAGUGUGGCUGGGGAUUCAAGUUUGUGCAUUUCAAGACAGAGCUGGUAGAUACAGACUAUUAACUAUAAUGCCUGUUUGUUAGAUUCAAGUAAUUGUACACUUCGCAAGUAAAACUACAAGCAUAUGUGUCCAAAGUUAACCAUCUUGGUUACAUGAUUACAAUGCAGACAUGGUUCUAGUUGUCCAUUUUAGGAAUUACCAAUUAAUUUUGGCCAGUUUGCUCUUGUUUGAAAUGAAUGGCUUGUACUGUAUGUAGUUUUCCCCAAAUGUAUGGACAUGCUUGACUACAGUGUGAUGUAACCUGUUCAGAUAUAUACAGUAGUCCGAUGUUUAGCAGGAACUUAGCAGUGCAGUACUGUGGGACUAUUCGACACAAAACGUUCAGCACUCGGCGCUGAGGGAAGAGAAACGUCCUGCAGAUUCCAGUUUAUGCGUAACUGUGUGCGGAGACGGACUGUCCUGGGUUUAAAGAAAAGUGGAGAUGUUGUACAUGUAGAAUACAGCUUCAAAUGAGCCAUUUUCUCAGUCACUGGUUUGUAUAUGAAAGUAUGUUCAAAAUAAAACCUGCUGUAAAACAUUA
Molecule: messenger RNA, 3905 nt
Organism: Cynoglossus semilaevis (tongue sole)
Lineage: Eukaryota; Metazoa; Chordata; Actinopteri; Pleuronectiformes; Cynoglossidae
Product: striatin
Exons: 17
Coding region: 157-2496 (779 amino acids)
Cellular component (GO): dendrite
Molecular function (GO): armadillo repeat domain binding; calmodulin binding; protein-containing complex binding
Source: RefSeq, a predicted model, not a curated record